AUGGACUGUGAAACUCAUUUUAACGACAUAACAACAAGAACUCAAGGUCGUUUUGUUGUAUCGAUUCCAUUGAAAGCAAGUCCAAAAAUAUUAGGUGAAUCUUUAGGUCUAGCCAAAAGCAGAUUCAAAUCGCUUGAGCAAAAAUUCUCAAAAGAAUACCAAUUCUCAAGAAUGUACAAGAAUUUUAUCCUCGAAUAUGAAAAGCUCAAUCAUAUGCAAACCAUAGGAGAGGUAUCUGAAGUAAAUCUUGAGGAGGCCUAUUAUUUACCGCACCAUGGAAUUCUACGUAUGCAUAGCGCAACAACGAAAUUAAGGACAGUUUUUGACGCCUCGGCGCGAUCUACAAGUGGAGUUUCUUUUAAUGAACUUCAGCUAAAAGGACCGGUAAUUCAAGAUUAUUUAGUGUCAAUAUUAUUACGCUUUAGACAAUAUAAAUAUGUUGUUACCGCGGACAUUGAAAAAAUGUACCGUCUGGUCUUGGUGUCAAAAGAUCAGCAUAAAAUGCAAAUAAUUCUAUGGCGAGAUAACGAAAAUAAAGCACUAAGUGUCUGUGAACUUUCCACGGUAACUUAUGGUACUACAAGUGCACCAUUUUUAGCUAUUAGGUGUUUAGUAGAAUUAGGUAAACUUUGUGAAAGAGAAUUCCCGAUUAUUUCAAAUAUUAUUCUUCACGACUUCUAUGUCGAUGACCUUUUGACAGGUUUCGAUGAUAUUCACAUUGCAAAAGAAAGUUGUCUUAAAUUAUGUGAAGUUCUUGGAUCAGGCUGCUUUCCACUUCGAAAGUGGCGAUCAAACUUUCCGGACAUAAUGCAUGAUCUAAAAGAAGGUAAACUUGCUGAUUCUUCGGAAGGUCUAGUCAUUGGCGAAGAUGAUGUUGCAAAAACCCUAGGUAUAUCGUGGAUGAGUAAAACAGAUAAAUUAAUAUUUCAUAUUGAUGUUGAAAUGAAGGGUGAAUGUUUAUCAAGAGGCUCUUAUCCUAGUAGUUUGAAUAAUUCAAAUAUAUGGUGGCAGGGUCCAUAUUGGCUCCAAGAGAGCCCUGACCUUUGGCCAAAAGACAACAAGACGUCUAUUCCCCUUCCAGAAAUAAAAACUACUUUGGUGGCGGUGUCUGAAUUUAAAUUUCCAUUCGAAAGGUUUUCUAAUUUGAAUCGAUUGAGGAGGUGCAUGGCUUUCAUUUUAAGAUUUAUAAAAAAUUGCUCAAGUAAUAAAGAAAAUCGAUCGUUUGGUGUUUUUACAACAACAGAAUUAGAUAACUCUUUGAAGUUGCUUGUAAAACUAUCCCAAAUAUCUUCGUUCAAUAAGGAGUAUAAUGAUUUAAAAGCUGUGAAUGAAAUUGACAAAAAAAGUAAACUUUUAUCUUUAAACCCGUUUAUGGACACGAGCGGUAUACUUAGAGUUGGAGGUCGUUUGCAGAAUUCAAAUUUUCAAUUCAAUAAAAAACAUCCAAUGAUUUUGUCGUCGAAACACCAUUUCACGAAACUUUUUUUUGAACAAGAGCAUAAAAACUUAUUACAUGCAGAACCAUUACAAUUAUUAUAUAAUAUACGAGAAACGUAUUGGCCAGUUGCCGCUCGCAACCUAGCUAGAUCUAUUGUUCAUAAAUGUAUACAAUGUUAUAGAUUAAAACCAAAAUCAGUCCAACCUAUUAUGGGAAAUUUACCAAGUGGUAGAUUUUUAUCUGGUUUCCCCUUUCAAAUCACAGAUACAGAUUAUGCCGGACCUUUUCAUGUACUUAAUAAAAGGGGACGUGGCUCAAAAAUCAUGAAAGGUUAUGUUUGUCUGUUCAUAUGCUUGGCUACAAAAUCCAUUCAUCUUGAGUUUGUAAGUAGUCUUUCAACUGAAGAUUUCCUUUUGGCUCUGAAACGCUUUAUCAGUCGACGUGGAAAACCAUCUCAAAUUUAUUCAGACCACGGGACAAAUUUUAUUGGUGCAAAUAGAAACUUGAAAGCACUCUAUGAUUUUCUCACUCAAAAUGAAUGUUUAAUUAGUGAUUCUAUGAACAAUCAAGGCAUACGCUGGAACUUUAAUCCAGUCCAAGCUCCACAUUUUGGUGGAUUAUGGGAGGCUGGGGUUAAGGCAAUGAAAUAUCACUUGAAACGUGUUUCUGGUAAAUCUAACUUUACUGUUGAAGAGUUCACGACUUUGCUCUGCCAGAUAGAGGCCAUAUUAAACUCCCGUCCUCUUUGCCCGCUAUCUACUAACCCUCUAGAUCCUUCUCCUUUAACACCAGCUCACUUCAUCAUUGGUCGUCCACUAACUUCAAUUCUGGAGCCAGUUAUGAUUUUAGAAAAGGAAAGCAGGUUAUCCAGAUACCAAAAAAUCGAAAAUGCUCGGCAACACUUCUGGACGAGAUGGUAUAAGGAAUACAUUUCCGAACUUCAGCAACGAUCUAAAUGGAAGACGAACCAUGGCGAGUUGGCAGAAGGUAUAUUGGUACUUAUAAAGGAUGACAAACUUCCACCUCUUAACUGGAAAUUGGGGCGCGUAACAAAAUUAUUCCGGGGUAGUAUCAAUAUCUCGCGAGUUUCAGAAAUUCUCACCAACAAUGGAACUGUCAUCAGAGAUUUUUCCAAACUGUGCCCUUUGCCGUAA
Diorhabda carinulata is the source of this 2592-nucleotide messenger RNA. RefSeq lists its product as uncharacterized. The record is from RefSeq and is a predicted model, not a curated record. Gene Ontology annotation, biological process: DNA integration. The transcript has a single exon. Gene Ontology annotation, molecular function: nucleic acid binding. Bases 1 to 2592 code for a protein of 863 amino acids. NCBI's taxonomy places the organism in Eukaryota, Metazoa, Arthropoda, Insecta, Coleoptera, Chrysomelidae.